Drosophila persimilis is the source of this 1404-nucleotide messenger RNA. It is a transcript of the gene Apt1, whose product is annotated as acyl-protein thioesterase 1. Gene Ontology annotation, biological process: protein depalmitoylation. Gene Ontology annotation, molecular function: palmitoyl-(protein) hydrolase activity; carboxylic ester hydrolase activity. Bases 203 to 877 code for a protein of 224 amino acids. The record is from RefSeq and is a predicted model, not a curated record. NCBI's taxonomy places the organism in Eukaryota, Metazoa, Arthropoda, Insecta, Diptera, Drosophilidae. Gene Ontology annotation, cellular component: cytoplasm. The transcript is spliced from 6 exons.
UGUUUGAAAACUAUUGACGUGCUAACCGGAACACUGACAUAGCCGGCGGCGAGUUGUCAUUGAUAUCAAAAACGGCGAGCAGAACUGUAGGGUCAGCACGGCGACGAAGCAGCACAAGAGGCAACACAACGCAAAAUCGCACCGUCGUACCUGGCGUGUAGAAGAGAACACCAUAGUAAACACAAGAGGCUAAACACUAGACAUGUCUGCACCGGUCAUUGUCGAGGCCACGGCCAAGCAAACUGCCACGUUGAUUUUCAUGCACGGCCUGGGGGAUACUGGGCACGGCUGGAGCAGUGCAUUGGCCGCCAUCAGACCUCCUUUCAUGAAGGUGAUCUGUCCGACAGCCCCAACACAGCCAGUAUCGCUAAAUGCUGGCUUCCGCAUGCCCUCCUGGUUUGACCUGAAGACGCUGGACAUUUCCGGGCCCGAGGAUGAGCCCGGCAUACAGGCAGCUCGCGACAAUGUUCACGGCAUGAUUCAGAAGGAGAUCAGCGCUGGCAUUCCGGCCAAUCGCAUCGUCUUGGGAGGCUUUUCGCAGGGCGGAGCCCUAGCUCUCUAUUCGGCGCUGACCUAUGACCAGCCGCUAGCCGGCGUUGUGGCACUCUCGUGCUGGUUGCCGCUGCACAAGAAAUUCCCUGGAGCCAAGCUGAACAGUGAGGAUGUGCCGAUUUUCCAAGCGCACGGUGACUACGACCCGGUGGUUCCCUACAAGUUUGGCCAGCUAAGCGCCAGUCUACUCAAGUCGUUCAUGAAGAACGUGACCUUCAAGACCUACAGUGGACUCUCGCACUCGUCGUCCGAUGACGAGAUGGACGACGUGAAGAACUUCAUUACGCUCAUUAUGCUCUUCUCCGUUGCAGGACAUAAUCAGUAAAUGGGUAAACUAAUUUCCAAUGCACUUAGACCGUACGACCCCUGAACCCGCCCGUUGCAUUCCACUUGCGUAGCAGGAACAAAAUCCAGAAAAAGAAAUUACACGAAGCAGCUGAACAUAAUUUAAAACUUAGUGAACACCGACCGCAGUAAGAGAGUCCCACAGAGAACUAUACAACAUAUUUAGAGUUCACACGGUUGUAGCGUAGCCCGGUUAUGGAAAUUAGCACCUAAAUCAAUUCGAAAGCAAUCAAUCAAUCAAUACACACUACAAGUACACGCGUAGCUAUACUUAAAGAGAAACGAAAUGCCAAAAUACAUUGUGUCGAACAAGCAAUUAGCGUGGCAGAACCAGAACCUGCAGCUGCCGGCGCCUCUGGAUGGGCUGCUGAGCGUUGAGGAAAUGAGAGAACAAUUUCUUUGAUAUUCUUUGGCGGCUAAAUUAUUUCGGUUUAAUUAUUUGGGACAUAUGCGUAUUUGAAUUGAAACUAAUAAAGCUAUAUAAUCCACCAAAAGGAACAAAGUUGA